UGGAUUUGUGAGUGGAUCUGUUUCGCUGCUGUUGUCUUGUGUUAAAUUAUAUAUUUUUAUAGAGAGAAUUCACGUUAAUCUGAUCUGAUCAAAUUUUGCGUCAUCAUUGUGUAUCGUCCUCUUAUUUAUAAUCAUGAGACCUAAAAAGCGUAUACAAGAAUCUUCUGAAGAAUCUGACCAUUCGGCAGAAAGCAUAGUUAGCAGUUCGUCAGAUAGCGAAAGCGAGGAAUCGUCAGCAUCGGAGCGCCGGUACAAAAAGAAAAGAAAACGACCUGAAUCUUCUGAAUCUGAAAGUGAAUCGGAUGACCAAAAACGUAAAAAACGCAAGCAUAAAAAGAAGAAAAAGAAGCAUGGGAAGAAGAAAAGGCGCAUUUCUGAUGAAGACAGUAAUUCCCAAAACGAUGCGUCUUCGAUAAGUGAGGGAGAAAUUUCCAAAAAAAAGCGUAAGCAUAAGCACAAACAUAGCAAACGAUCCCGUCAGUCUUCUGUUAGUGAAGAUGUAGAGGAACAUGGUGAUCGCCGCCUACACAGUGUUGUAAAGGAGCGUAGAGCGUCAUCGGAGGAAGUAAGCCACCCUGCACGCACAUAUUAUCAAAAAGAAUACCGGAACUCAGCCUCUGGUGAAGACUACGAUAGGGAGCGGGAGGUACAACGGUUCUAUAGGGGAUCUAGCAAGGACCGGAGGCAAUAUCAGGAACAGUAUCAGUAUGAUAGAGAUCGCAAUGACAGAUAUGCUUCAUAUAAUCAAGAUAAGUACUAUAGAAAUAAAGAAAGGUUCAACCAAAACAGUCAGUAUAGUGAGCCCAAUCAGGACUUUGGUCGAAGGCAGCAAGAUUAUGAUGAGUACAAAAGGCAUCCUAAGUUUGAACACCAGAGACCACAAGAAGAUUAUCGGCGAAAGCCAAGGGAAGACAACUAUUAUCACAAAGAAGAGACAAGAGGCUAUGGCAAUCGUUACAAUCAGUAUGAGGAUAAGGGUCCAAAACGAAGAGUGUAUGAGGAAAGCAGAUCGGAUUAUCGCGAAAGACGUCCCCCUGGAGAGGCUGAGCGUUACCGUGAGAAGGAAUAUCCUGAGAGAAGGGACAAGUAUCGCGACGAAGAAUACCCUGAGAGGCCGCGGGAUGACCGGCGCGACCGCUCGGCCAGGCCAGACAAACCAUUGGAUACGCGUGACAGAAGCUCCGAAGACCGCUAUCGUAACCGCCGAGACGAGCAUCCCCGCGACCGGGAGCCCCUUGCACGCGGCGGUGACCGCCUCAGCCGCCCCGGUGACCGCUCAGACCGUCCCGGUGACCGCCCCGACCGUUCCGGAGACCGCCCCGGUGACCGCCCCAACAACCGCUCCGACCGCCCUGAGAGUCGGCCCGACCGAUCUGACGCACGUCCUGAACGCUCGGACCGCCCGAAGGAGCGUAAAUCCAGAUUUGCUGAUGCUGACGAUAAGGAGUAUAGUUGGGGCAAGACGGAGGUAAAGAAGGAAGGCCAGACCGCUGACAAAGAGAAACCUAAUUUCGGUCUCUCCGGAAAGUUGACGGCAGACGCAAAUACUGUUAAUGGAGUGGUGAUCAAGUACAGUGAACCUGAUGACGCCAAGCAACCGAAAAGGAGAUGGAGGUUCUACCCAUUCAAAGGUGACAAGGCUCUCCCGAUCCUAUACAUCCACCGGCAGUCCGCGUUCUUGAUCGGCCGCGACAAGAAGGUGGCGGACAUCUCGCUGGAGCACCCGUCCAUCAGCAAGCAGCACGCGGCGCUGCAGUACCGCGCCACGCCCUUCACCAGGCCCGACGGCUCGCAGGGGCGACGCGUCAGGCCGUACAUUAUUGAUCUGGAUUCAGCAAAUGGCACAUUCGUGAACAACAAAAAGAUAGAGCCGCGUCGCUACGUGGAACUAUUGGAGCGCGAUGUCGUGAAGUUCGGUUUCUCUCAGCGGGAGUACGUGCUGUUGCACGAGAACAGCAAAGACGACGCCCAAGAUGACGACCAAGAGCCGGGCCUCGGCGCGCAGGUCACCACUACCGACCAAAUUAAGGCAGAGAAAAGAGUCAAACAAGAGAUUGUGGAAGACGGGGAGUGAUCGCGUUUUAUAGCUGUCGUUUGUUUUUUGGGUUUAGAUUUUAAUGCAUUAGGUGACACUGGAAUCAUAUCAAAUAGAGAUGGACAUUUAUUUAAGAAAGUUAACAAGGAAUACAAACAUUAUAUGUAUAGGACAUAUAAUGUUUGUGUUUCCUUCUCAUCACCUCUUAGGUAAACCAAAAGAUAGGGAAUAUAGGACAGCAUGUCAAGUGUCGCUUAUUGCGUUCAAAGUUAAAGACGCAAGUCGUCCCUUUAGCAUAUUACAACUCAUUAUCUUCAUUUUUCAUUUAUCUGUCUUAACUUAAACUUUAUUAUCUUUCCUUAACCACGCAGGUUGUAUUUCAUAUAUUGACGCUGCGUUGCAGUGAUAAUGUGUUGCGGAAUGAGACAGAUUCUGCAUGACAACAGUUAAAUGCAUUUAACCCAAUUGUUCUAAUGUUUAGCAAUCCAUUGAUAGAUUAUUUUGAUUAUUAAGCACGCACGAAACCUUUAUGGUUGUUGCAUUACUACCGUAUUACAGAUUAAAUUAUUUUUAACGAGUUUAUAGCGGCUAAGUGAGAUUUUCCUUUUUAGUUUUAAAAAUCGGUGUUUAUAAUUUUUAGUUUAAUGUAACGUUAGUCUAUAUAAAACUGUAAAUUUAUAGCAUAUGUUCCUACUUCUUCAUUUCACAAUCCGUAGGAAGAUUUAUGAAUAGAAUAAAAAUAUGUUAGGAUGCAGAUGAUACUUCUCAUUUAUGAUACUACUUGAUCUUGGGACAUAAAAUAUUACUUAUUAGUAUUUUUUAAUAAUAAAAACAAAAAUCUUAAA
Molecule: messenger RNA, 2880 nt
Organism: Amyelois transitella
Lineage: Eukaryota; Metazoa; Arthropoda; Insecta; Lepidoptera; Pyralidae
Product: smad nuclear-interacting protein 1
Exons: 12
Coding region: 134-2074 (646 amino acids)
Biological process (GO): miRNA processing
Cellular component (GO): nucleus
Molecular function (GO): protein binding; mRNA binding
Source: RefSeq, a predicted model, not a curated record